Molecule: messenger RNA, 417 nt
Organism: Magnolia sinica
Lineage: Eukaryota; Viridiplantae; Streptophyta; Magnoliopsida; Magnoliales; Magnoliaceae
Product: mitogen-activated protein kinase 14-like
Exons: 3
Coding region: 1-417 (138 amino acids)
Biological process (GO): intracellular signal transduction
Cellular component (GO): nucleus; cytoplasm
Molecular function (GO): MAP kinase activity
Source: RefSeq, a predicted model, not a curated record
AUGACUCUUGGUACAUAUGGUGAAAACGAGUAUGUGGCUGAUGCUUACGCAAUAUUUUGUGCUGGAAAGUGGGAUCGGGUACAACCAGUGGACCAUAUGCUAGUGAAAUACUGGGAUUUCCUUGCUGCUGCUGGUGGUUAUGAGGAAGCAUUUGCUGAGAAUGGGAAAGAGGAGUACACUCCAAUCGAUAUUUGGAGCAUAGGAUGCAUAUUUGCAGAAAUGCUUACAGGGAAACCAUUGUUCCCUGGAAAGAAUGCGGUGCAUCAAUUGGAUCUCACGACUGAUUUGCUUGGAACUCCACCGGAAUCCAUUGCCAGGGUCAGUCUUCCCUUUCUUCUGAUUGUAAAUUGCAGUGGCAAAAAUCAACUACAAAAUUUGUUGGGAAUUUUGGGCAGUAGUUCUAGCAAUCCCAGUUAA